AUGUCAUCAUGUGCUUCAUCUUCAGCAAUACAAAUUGCUUCACAUUCACAAUCUGCUUCACGAAACCACUCUUUUGCUAGUACCCCUUUCAUGCCCCCAUCUCUAAGGUCCUACCGCCAAUCCCCUUCUAUUAGCGUCAGCCGUAGCUCUGUAGAUCUUCGGAAUGCAUCCCAAAGAUCUCUAGCUUCGCAUAUGAAUUCACCGCGUUCCAAUGGUUACCCAUCUUUGUCGUCUCUUAACUCAAGAUACCUGUCUUCACAUGUUCCAAGUCCAAGCAACGGUUCAGUAAGUUACCUUGGUUCAUCCAGUCAUCAGCAGCAUCCACUCUGUUAUAGUGAGUCAGCCGCCAGCUUCUCACCAUUUGUGUCUGCCAGCUCCCUCCCGGACUGUUAA
Vicia faba (fava bean) is the source of this 393-nucleotide messenger RNA. Lineage: Eukaryota; Viridiplantae; Streptophyta; Magnoliopsida; Fabales; Fabaceae. The record is from the annotation of a GenBank genome assembly.